CUCAGCCCAGCGGCGACAGCGACUGCAGUCGGGAGGGUCCAUUCUUGUGAUUCUCAAUGGAGAAUGAAAACAUAGAUUCAUAAUGAAAACCAGCCCCCAUCGGCCACUGAUUCUCAAAAGACGGAGGCCGCCCUUACCUGUUCAAAAUGCCCCAGGUGAAACAUCAGAGGAGGAGCCUAAACGGCCCCCUGCCCAACAAGAGCCUGGUCAAGCACAGGCCUCCAAUGAGGUGGCAGAGUCCACCUCUUGCAAGUUUCCGGUUGGGAUCAAGAUUAUUAACCACCCCACUAUGCCCAACACCCAAGUGGUGGCCAUCCCCAACAAUGCCAAUAUCCAGAGUAUCAUCACAGCAUUGACCGCCAAAGGAAAGGAGAGUGGCAGCAAUGGGCCCAACAAAUUCAUCCUCAUUAGCUGUGGGGGAGCCCCCACUCACCCUCCAGAACCCCAGCCUCAAGCCCAAACCAGCAAUGAUACCAAGAGGACAGAAGAGAUCACCAAGACUCCGGGACCAAAACCUGCAGCUAUGGAUGGGAAUCUUCCUAGACUACCUGGAGCCCUUCUCGGGCAGAGAUGGGAGAACUGUGCUGGCAGUGAGGCAGCAGGCUGCACUCUUAACACCAGCUUGACCAACAUCCAGUGGCUUGGAAAGAUGAGUUCUGAUGGCCUGGGCUCCUGCAGCAUCAAGCAAGAGAUGGAAGGAAAGGAAAAUCAGCACUUGGAGCCGAGUCAGGUUAAGGUUGAGGAGCUCCCAGGAGGAUCAACAUCCUGGCAGGACUCCGUGUCUGAGCGGCCGCCAUACUCUUACAUGGCCAUGAUACAAUUCGCCAUCAACAGUACCGAGAGGAAGCGCAUGACCUUGAAAGACAUCUACACGUGGAUCGAGGACCACUUCCCCUAUUUUAAGCAUAUGGCAAAGCCAGGCUGGAAGAAUUCCAUUCGCCAUAACCUUUCUCUUCAUGACAUGUUUGUUCGAGAGACGUCUGCCAAUGGCAAGGUCUCCUUCUGGACCAUUCACCCCAGUGCCAAUCGUUACUUGACCUUGGACCAGGUGUUUAAGCCACUGGACCCAGGGUCUCCACAAUCACCCGAGCACUUGGAAUCACAGCAGAAACGACCCAAUCCUGAGCUCCGCCGGAAUGUGACCAUCAAAACUGCACUCCCACUGGGCGCACGGCGGAAGAUGAAGCCAUUGCUACCCCGGGUCAGCUCAUACCUGGUACCCAUUCGGUUCCCAGUGAACCAGCCACUGGUGUUACAGCCCUCGGUAAAGGUGCCAUUGCCCCUGGCAGCUUCACUCAUGAGCUCAGAGCUUGCCCGUCACAGCAAACGAGUCCGUAUUGCCCCCAAGGUGCCGUUAGCUGAUGAGGGGGUCGCUCCUCUGCCCACUGCAGGGCCAGUGAAAGAGGAGAAAUUCCUGCUUGGAGAAGGGCUGUCUCCUCUGCUUCCAGUUCAGCCCAUCAAGGAGGAAGAAAUACAGCCUGGGGAGGAAAUGCCACACUUAGGGAGGCCUAUCAAGGUGGAGAGCCCGCCCCUGAUAGAGUGGCCCUCGCCGUGCCCAUCUGUCAAAGAGGAGCUGUCUCAGUCCUGGGAGGACGACUCCCCUCACUCGCCCACUCCAAAGUCCAAGAAGUCCUACAGUGGGCUCAGGUCCCCAACCCGGUGUGUGUCUGAAAUGCUGGUGAUUAAACGAAGGGAGGGGAGGGAGAUGAGCCGGUCUCGAAGGAAACAGCACCUACUACCUCCCUGUGUGGAUGAGCCUGAGCUGCUCUUCUCAGAGGCCCCUGGGACUUCAAAACCAGCCACAGAGCUCACUCUCCCUUCAGAGCCCUCUGUGCCUGCCUCCCAGCUUGGCUACUCCCAGGAGGAGGGAGGACCUUUUAAGACACCCAUUAAGGAGACGCUGCCCGUCUCCUCUACCCCGAGCAAAUUUGUCCUCCCCUUGAGCCCUGAAUCCUGGAGGCUUACACCCCCAGCCAAAAUUGGAGGGUUAGAUUUCAGCCCAGUACGAACCCCUGAGGGUACCUUUGGCCCCCUACCUGACUCCCUGGGGCUGACAGAUUUCAGUACCACCCCACUGAAAAGUAUCCCCCUCUUUGACUCACCCCAAGAACUCCUCAAUUCUGAGCCCUUUGACCUCAACUCUGACCCCUUUAGUAGCUGUUCCCCCUCAGAAAUGGAAGUCCCCAAGCCAGACUACCCCGUGGUUGGGGAGCCACAGGUUGCCAGCCUUCCAGCCAACCGUUCCCUGACAGAAGGCCUGGUUCUGGACACAAUGAAUGACAGCCUGAGCAAGAUUCUGCUGGACAUCAGCUUCCCUGGCCUGGAGGAGGACCUGUUGGGCCCUGACAACAUCAACUGGGCUCAGCUCCUGCCUGAGCUGCGGUAGAGACCUGACCUUACCCUUGCUGCUCAAGCUGUCCACUCUGGGCCAUCCAGGAGUGGGUGGGCCAUCCAAGGCCUGAGUAAGGACGGCAAGCAGGGACUGUCCGCCCUCUAGCCCCACCUUGUUAUGCCAAGGCAGACAUCGUGCCAUAGUCACCACUGGGCCCUCUACAAGCCUCGAGGCCCUGGUAUCUGAACUCUGUGCCACGCUAUGCUCCCCUAGAGAAUCUGAUUCCUCAAUCCCCCUGCGAGAGCUGAAGCGUGAGCAUAGCAGAAACAAGGAUGAAAAGAGAUUAGGAACUCCCCAAACUGUUUGUAUUGUGCCCAGCAGUUUCACCUUCCCUGUUCCUUGCAGGGUGUCCUGUAAAUAGUGUAUAUGCUCCAA
Myotis myotis is the source of this 2767-nucleotide messenger RNA. RefSeq names its product forkhead box protein M1-like. NCBI's taxonomy places the organism in Eukaryota, Metazoa, Chordata, Mammalia, Chiroptera, Vespertilionidae. The transcript has a single exon. Bases 83 to 2386 code for a protein of 767 amino acids. Gene Ontology annotation, molecular function: DNA-binding transcription factor activity; sequence-specific DNA binding. Gene Ontology annotation, biological process: regulation of DNA-templated transcription; G2/M transition of mitotic cell cycle. The record is from RefSeq and is a predicted model, not a curated record.